AUGGGUUCCGGAAAGAAGGAGGCCACUCGUAAAGAGCGGCAGGGGAAGACCGGCGAUGGAAUGGGCAAUGUCCGGACCAAAGGUGAAAACUUCUACCGCGAUGCCAAGAAGUUGAAAACCUUGAACAUGUUCAAGGAGGGCAAAGCCCAACGUGAUUCCGCCGGCAAUAUCACCAAGGCUGCUUCUUACCAGUCUCGCGAGACCCCGACUGCUCGUAUCGAGCCCAACCGGAAAUGGUUUGGCAACACCCGAGUCAUUUCGCAGGAGGCCCUGACCUCGUUCCGUGAGGCCGUUGCCGAGCGUGCCUCGGACCCAUACCAAGUGCUGCUCAAGACCAACAAGCUCCCCAUGAGCUUGAUCCGAGACGGUGAAGGCGCCAAUGGGUUAAAGCAACAUCAAGCCAAGAUGGCGAUUGAAACUGCUCCGUACGGCGAUACGUUUGGCCCUAAGGCGCAGCGCAAGCGCGUCAAGAUGGGUGUGACGUCUUUGGAGGAUCUUGCUGGUGAAACCGCCAAGAUGCAAGACUCGUAUCUCGAGAAGCUUGACCAGGGAACGCACGCGGAUGGAACUGCGAUCGUCUCUGGUGAUGAUGUUGCCACGGAGGAUACCACUCACACCACCGCUCGAGAAUCAGUCUUCUCCAAGGGUCAAAGCAAGCGGAUCUGGAACGAGCUCUACAAAGUCAUCGACUCCUCGGAUGUGGUAAUUCAUGUCCUAGAUGCUCGUGACCCCGAGGGCACCCGCUGCAGGAGUAUUGAGAAAUACAUACGCGAGGAAGCGCCGCACAAACACUUGAUCUUCGUCCUGAACAAGUGCGAUCUUGUGCCCACUGGUGUUGCUGCCGCCUGGGUUCGCAAUCUCUCCAAAGAUUACCCCACUCUUGCAUUCCACGCCUCUAUCAACAACUCCUUUGGCAAAGGUUCUUUAAUUCAGCUUCUUCGUCAGUUCUCUUCUUUGCACUCGGACCGUAAGCAGGUCUCGGUGGGUUUGAUUGGGUACCCCAACUCUGGCAAGUCGUCCAUCAUCAACACCCUUCGAAAGAAGAAGGUCUGCACCGUGGCCCCCAUCCCAGGUGAAACCAAGGUGUGGCAAUAUGUCACCUUGAUGAAGAGGAUUUACCUCAUCGACUGUCCCGGUGUGGUACCUCCUAGCCAGCACGAUACUGAGGAGGAUAUUCUCCUUCGCGGUGUUUGUCGAGUGGAGAAUGUCGAGAACCCUGAGCAAUACAUUCCUGCUGUGCUCCGUCGUGUUCAGCCCCGCCACCUUGAGCGUACCUAUGGCGUGAAGAACACCACUGACUCAUUUGAGUUUUUGAGCAUUCUUGCCCGCAAGGGCGGUAAACUGCUGAAGGGUGGGGAGCCCGAUCUGGACGGCGUUGCCAAAAUGGUCAUCAACGACUUCCUCCGCGGCAAGAUACCCUGGUUCACUCCGCCUCCCAAAGGCUCUGGCGGGGACGAUGAAAAGAUUGACGGCCGUGAAGGCCGACUUGGAGAAAUGGGACGCAAGCGGAAGCUGGAAGAGACGACCUCUGAAGCUGCGGAUGAGGAGCCCGAAUCCUCGGACUCCCAAUCUGGUAAAGAGGAGUUCGAAGGUUUCGGCGAUGAUGACGAUGACGAUGACAACGACUCGAUCGCCAAUUUGGAAAUAAGCGACGAGGAGAGUGGUGAAGAAAACGACUGA
Molecule: messenger RNA, 1680 nt
Organism: Penicillium alfredii
Lineage: Eukaryota; Fungi; Ascomycota; Eurotiomycetes; Eurotiales; Aspergillaceae
Product: putative GTPase NOG2
Exons: 3
Coding region: 1-1680 (559 amino acids)
Cellular component (GO): nucleolus
Molecular function (GO): GTP binding
Source: RefSeq, a predicted model, not a curated record